AUGGAUGACAUGGACCCCCCUUCAAUCUCCCUGGUUGCCCCAAACCUGUAUGUUGGGAAUGUUGCAAGCUCCAUGAAUCGCAAUGUUCUCCGGCAGCACAACAUAACAGCAAUCGUUUCGCUCCUCGACGGUCCGUAUCCAAAAUGGGACAAGACGAAAAACAGAGAGAUAGUACCUCAGGACUGUCACAUGUUUGUCCCGUGUCUCGACAAUUCUACAAUGGAUAUCCUCUGUUUAUUGGACAAUAUCUGCAACUUCGUCGACUUACAGCUGGGUCGCCGACAUCCGGAAAGUCUACCCUCGUCUGCCUGUGGAGAGGAGUCUGAGCUUGAGUCACUUUCAACUACACCAAGUAGCGACUCGACCCGGGAGCCAAACGUGCUGAUUCACUGCCGCAUGGGGAUGUCGAGAUCGGCUGCCGUUGCAGUAGCAUAUCUCAUGCGCCAAAAACAGGAGAGCCUGGAUGUCAUCCUUCCCCAAGUCAAGACAAAGCGACAUGUGAGGCCACGGGAGAACUUUAUCGACCAACUCGAUAUCUGGCAAGCUGUCGACUACCAACCCUGGGAAGACAACGAGAAAAAGAGGCCCAAGCCACCAUAUCAAAAGUACCUCGAUAAGCGAGCUGUGAAACUCGCUGCAAAGGGCCUGACAGGAAAUGAGCCCAUCGUUCCUGUAUGGAACUAA
Fusarium coffeatum is the source of this 684-nucleotide messenger RNA. RefSeq lists its product as uncharacterized. Gene Ontology annotation, biological process: protein dephosphorylation. Gene Ontology annotation, molecular function: protein tyrosine/serine/threonine phosphatase activity. The transcript has a single exon. Lineage: Eukaryota; Fungi; Ascomycota; Sordariomycetes; Hypocreales; Nectriaceae. Bases 1 to 684 code for a protein of 227 amino acids. The record is from RefSeq and is a predicted model, not a curated record.